UUUUUAUUCGUUCACUCGCGCUCACAUUGCUGUUGCAGUUAGUGUGUCCGUCGAUUCUCGUGCGCAAAGGUUCCUUGACGGAUGUAAAGAGUAGAAUCGUUUUGGUAUAGUUAUAAAAGGAACAGAAAUCAAUUUUCGAGAGCACCUGUAGACGCAUGGGGGGAAUGUGCGUAAACAAUUCACGGAGGACUAAUUCAGGAUAGAUGUAACAUUUUCAUCAGAGGACAAAUACGAAUCGAAGGUUUUGAUCUAUUUUUUGGGGUGGUGACACAUUGCUGAACAUGUUUUUUGAAGCGGAGGGUGGCGUUCUGCCAUUUGGAGGUGUGUCUCUGGACUUUUUAUAAUAAAAGACCUUCUUCCUACAAUACAUUUUUAUGUGCAAACACAGUUGAGAGAGGGGUGAAAGCACAAUGACGGGGAAAUACUUUCUCCUUGGUUACUUGUUGGUCAAACUUAUGGUGCUUGUUUGCAAAGCGGACGGAGAGCCUGGUCAACCCGGAGGUUUCAUCAUGAUAGCGACGUCCAACGGAUCCAGAGAGGACGAGAUUGUGACACCUGACACUCCGCACACAGAGGACGAGUGUAUGGGCUAUUACGAUGUCAUGGGUCAGUGGGAUCCACCGUUUACUUGCAGCACGGGUGAUUAUCUGUACUGCUGCGGCACUUGUGGCUUCCGUUAUUGCUGCAUGUACAGGAGAUCGCGACUGGAUCAGAGCACUUGUAAAAACAACCGCACCAUGGAGUGGAUGAAAACAAUGAACACUCCAAAGAAAAAGAAAGACCCUCUACACGACCCCACCAAAGAUAAAACGAACAUGGUUGUGUACGUCAUCUGUGGAGUAGUGGCCAUUAUGGCUCUUGUUGGGAUAUUCACAAAACUGGGCCUAGAGAAGGCGCAUCGUCCGCAGAGAGAGAAUAUGUCCAGGGCUGUUGCUAGCGUGCUCCAGGGUGGAUGUCCAGGAGGUCAGUUUCAGGGGGAGGACGCCCUCGGUAUGCACGCGCAGCACUAUGACGCCAGGGCCAACAACCAGGGAGGUCAGAUCAACAACAAUGUGGCUCCAGGAUCCACCCUUGGGGGGGUGCACCCCUACCCUGCCUUGGCCCAGUUGGCACACGUCUAUGAACAGAAACAGCAGGGCAAGGAGCUCAGCAAGUACGCCUCACUCAAGGCUGUAGCUGCCAAGGCUAAUGGUGACUACUACAGCAAGAGGCGGUUGAUGGUGGAACUCCCGUCUAAGGGACUUCCUCUUCAGCCUCUGCAGACAAUGAGAACCAUGAACAGUACCAUGAGCUCUAACAUGGCCUCUAACAUGGGCUCUAACAUGGGCUCUAACAUGGGCUCUAACAUGGGCUCCAACAUGGGCUCUAACAUGGGCUCCAACAUGGGCUCUAACAUGGGCUCCAACAUGGGCUCUAACAUGGGCUCCAACAUGGGCUCCAACAUGGGCUCCAACAUGGGCUCCAACAUGGGCUCCAACAUGGGGUCUAACAUGGGUUCCAACAUGGGCUCUAACAUGGGCUCCAACAUGGGCUCCAACAUGGGGUCUAACAUGGGUUCCAACAUGGGCUCUAACAUGGGCUCCAACAUGACCUCUAACAUGGGCUCUAACAUGGGCUCUAACAUGGGCUCUAACAUGGGCUCUAACAUGGGCUCUAACAUGGGCUCUAACAUGGGCUCUAACAUGGGCUCUAACAUGAGCUCUGCUAUGACUUCCCAUGGACCUCUGAGCCCAGAGCCUGUGGCCACCUAUGUGACAGAGAUGCCCUCUGCCACCAUCAUCUCAUCCACCCUGCCCUCCAUGCACUCCUCCUCCUCCAACCCCAAGCCGAACGGACAGAAGCCCAAAGGAGGAGGCCAUGGAGGACACAGUAGAGGGCCAGUCUUCAUAGGCAUGACUGGGCCAGGAACCAUGUCUGGUACCAUGUCUGGUGCCAUGUCUGGUGCCAUGUCUGGUACCAUGUCUGGUGCCAUGUCCGGAGCCAUGUCCAGUGCCAUGUCCAAUGCCAUGUCUGGCACAUUAUCUGGUGCUAUGACAGGGAGGAUGGCCGAUGGGUCUGGUGCUGGAAGCCACCACCAUCGGGUUUCUUAUAGCUCCAACACCUUGGGUGGGCCGGGUCAUGGUCAUGGUCAUGGUCAGGGACUGGUUCUGGGUCUGAAGGGCUGGGAUGGGACAGAGACAGUGGGGCGGAGGAAGGCCUAUGGGCCCCGGAGGGGGGGCCCUUGCACGGUGGAGCAGGUGAACGAGCUGGGGGCCUCACGAAACCAUAGCCACAGUCAGCACUUUCUGCCCACUCAGCCCUACUUUGUCACCAACAGCAAGACUGAGGUGACUGUGUGAGAGAAGAAGGUGGAUGGCAGGGGGAGAGGUAGGAACGCGAGGUGGUCCAAAACAGUCUUACUCUCAUGAGAACAAAGAGAAGUAAAGGGGGUAGGAACAGAGGGACGUUUGUUGGUGUUUAUCAAUUCUACCCUAGUGAGAGGAGAGGGGGAGAGGAGUACUGGAGGUGCGUGUGGUGAUCCAAAUCAACCUUGAUGUCAAGAGAGUAGCUUUUACAAUGCAGAGGUAUAUAUAUUUAGUAUACUAUACAUAUAUAUAGUAUAUUUGUAAAAACACCAGUUCUUGGGUCUUGGGCCAGGGACAGAUUGGAAAUGAUGUGGAGGUGUUACUACAUGUUGUCAUAGAGACAGUGGUCACAACACUGUACAUGUCAUGUCAGGACCUGAAUGAAUAGGGUAGUGAUUGAAAAACUGUCAGCGUCGAUCAAAAUAUUUAAUGCAUUGCCCAUGCUCGUGUCAUGAUAUUGAGUGCCAUUCUAUGGCUGAUAUCUCCAGGGGAAUCAUAAACACAGCUGACAAACAGCGAAGACCAUGGGACUGACAUUUCCAUGGAUGGAAUCCUAUAAUAUCUGACAAGCAAUAUACCAGAUUAAAAAACAGAAUUGACAACUGUGGGAUUUAAAUACAAUAAUUGCAUUCACUGCAAAGUGUUUCUGUGACUCAAACCACCCAGUGGUGAGUAUGUGUUGGAAGUACAGCAGUCAAACACAAUGCAGCACAUCGUAUCCAGAUGAAGCACUAAAGGGGACACAAUACAGUAUUGAGACCCCUAAAGGGGCUCUGUUUUUAAAACUGUUAUCCAAAACUGGGGUCUGGACUUGUUGUCGGACUGGGCUGUGUUCUGCUGCAGUAGAGUCUGGCUUGGACCAACCCUCAGACCUCUACUGUCCUACAGAUCGUGUGCUACAGACCCCACGCUACAGACCCUGUGCUACAGACCCUGUGCUACAGACCCUGUGCUACAGACCCUGCGCUACAGACCCUGUGCUACAGACCCUGCGCUACAGACCCUGUGCUACAGACCCUGUGCUACAGACCCUGCGCUACAGACCCUGUGCUACAGACCCUGUGCUACAGACCCUGUGCUACAGAUCCUAUUCAUGGAGGUGGAUUCUCUGACAUGCUUCUUUACUGGUCCAAGUCUGCUUGGUCUUGCCAGCAGGGGUGGACUGGAGGUGAAGGUGUCAGCUGGAGAACACUGAAACUCUGGGACUCCUGGCUGUGAAUGCUUUUCAGGCACUCAUGUACACACACACACACACACACAGACACAGUGCACACACUGGACAAAUGUACAAACUCCCUAUGGGCUGGUCUGGACAUACAGUAUAGGCUGUGCCUUUCUUCUGCUUAUGGAGCUGUUUCCUGCAGUCAGUCUGUCUGUCUGUCCAGAAGCAGAUCUUGCAGCAACACUGAAAAGCAAGGGGAGCAAAACAGACAGCACUCAUCGGUGAUGCUGCAGAGAACCCGGCCUUGGAUUGGGUACGUGUUUGGAGAUGUAACGACAGAUCAUGGCCCUUUGUAGCGACAUCCAUAUCAUGUGCUUUUUAUAUUUCCCCCCUUUUCUCUGUCCUGUACUGCCACUGUCCAUCCUUUUCUCCUUCCCUGGCUCCCACCCUCUCAGAGAAGAGAUCUUUCAGGUCUGGAUGAUCUGAGACACAGCCACCGUGGGUGUGGUUCUAAAUACUCAGAGUUGUUAUAGCAAGGUUCCUCUUUAUCAGAGAACUCUAACCGUGGGGGUUUUCUCACAGCAAUGGUUGAGCAGUGAGAAUGCCUGUGUAUUAUUGUUACAAUUCUACAUAUUAUGUGAUUUAUACACUUGUGCCAAAAAAAAAGGUUGUCUGUUUGUAUAUUUUUGUACUACUGCGUGUCAUUUGGACUCUGGAUUCUUCUUUGUGAAAAUACAGUUGUAAUGAGUUCGAAACAAUAACCUGUAAUAUUUGUCAAAAAAUAAGGCAACCCCUGAGCAAUGAGAGCUAUAUAAUUGAUCCCUCCUGAAUUUAUGGUCUGCUGACGGUGUAUGUAGAAGCCUUUUAAAUGUUCUCUCUGAGCAUAUAUUUCUUGUUUUAGUUUAUAUUUCCCUACAAGUUAGCUAGUGUCUUCACUGUGACAGCAAAGUUGAAAAACAGGUCAAUGUUUUCAGGAUGUGCAUCAUCGGACUCAAUUGACUUAAUCCACCACGACGGAAAUCUUGAAAUGUGAACCUGCAAAAGCCCAUUCCGCUUGGCAACAGUUCACCCAGCUCUCAGAAGCAGCAGGCAGAAGGCAGGCAGGCAGGCAUAACAGGGUUAGGCUCUAUGCUGCAUGUAUUGGGUUGGUUUCCUGCUGUUUGUU
Messenger RNA from Osmerus eperlanus (European smelt), 4672 nucleotides. RefSeq names its product shisa family member 9a (gene shisa9a). Lineage: Eukaryota; Metazoa; Chordata; Actinopteri; Osmeriformes; Osmeridae. Gene Ontology annotation, cellular component: postsynaptic density; postsynaptic membrane; AMPA glutamate receptor complex. Bases 411 to 2339 code for a protein of 642 amino acids. The transcript is spliced from 4 exons. Gene Ontology annotation, biological process: regulation of AMPA receptor activity; regulation of short-term neuronal synaptic plasticity. The record is from RefSeq and is a predicted model, not a curated record.